AUGAGCGACUCAUCGAGACUUACUGAACUCGCAAAGCAAAUCGCAGAUAACACGAAGAUUGUAGACGAAUACACACGAGCAAACGGCAUUUCAUUGGGCUUCUCCGUCGAUUCUACCGCGGCGUUUCCCAGCGAUGCGCCAGCGGAAGUGUUGGAGGCGAGGAGGAUUGUCAAGGAGGCGACGCAGGAAUUGAAUGAUUUGGUGACGGGCCCGGCGGAGCAUUUGCGGUGGUUGGCUUGUCGGUACCACGAUCUCUCAAGUCUGCGAUGGAUCUACCACUUCAACCUCUUCUCGCACGUCCCCUUGGACCAAGCGAUCACAUUCGAGGAAUUGGCCAGCAAUGCAGGGGUUGAUGCAGUCCAAGCGAAACGCAUUCUCCGCCACGCAAUGACAAACAACAUCUUCCACGAACCCUCAGCCGGCAAAGUCGCACACACGGCGGACUCGGCACUCCUCGUCCGUGAACGCGGUGUGCGAGACUGGGUAGGCUACACGACGGAGGAGAGCUUUCGAAAUGCUGGCAAGUUGGUGGAGGCCACAGAGAAAUGGGGAUCUUCAAAUCGAUUCGAUCAAUCAGCGUAUCAAGUAGCGUGGGAUACUGACCUGCCAAUGUUCGAGCAUUUGGGGAAGUUUCCUGAGCGAGCAGAGAGGUUCGCGAAUACAAUGACCGAUAUGACGAGUACGGACGGGUAUAAUAUUCGACAUCUUGUGAAUGGUUUCGCGUGGGAGUCGCUUCCUGAAGGGAGUACGGUUGUCGAUCUGGGCGGAUCUGUAGGGCACGCGUGUGUCGCUAUCGCGGAGAAGGCGCGAAGCCUGCAAUUCGUCGUACAGGAUCGUCCGGAGAUUGUUUCGCAGGGCGAGAAGCAGCUGGAGGAAAUCUCUGACGAACAGAUUCGAAAUCGGAUCAAAUUCCAGGCUCAUGACUUUUUCACGGACCAGCCGGUCCACGGCGCAGCUGUAUACUUGAUGAGAUUCAUCCUACACGACCACCCGGACUCAGAGGCGGUCGACAUCCUGCGAAAGCUCGUACCGGCUUUGAAGAAUGGAAGCCGGAUAGUCAUCAUGGACGGCGUGAUGCCCGAAGCGAACGUCCUCCCCAAGAGCGAAGAACGAACCAUGCGAAUCAUGGACUUGGAGAUGAUGACGACCUUCAACGCCAAGGAGCGCGAGAGGGCUGACUGGGAGCAUCUUUACUCCGUGGCUGACAUGAGGCUGAAGCUGAAGAGCGUUGAGAGGCCAGUGGGGAGCGCGCAGUCCGUGAUGGAGGUCGUUUUCGAGGACGAGAAAGCUGCGUUGUGA
Molecule: messenger RNA, 1299 nt
Organism: Zasmidium cellare ATCC 36951
Lineage: Eukaryota; Fungi; Ascomycota; Dothideomycetes; Mycosphaerellales; Mycosphaerellaceae
Exons: 3
Coding region: 1-1299 (432 amino acids)
Molecular function (GO): O-methyltransferase activity
Source: RefSeq, a predicted model, not a curated record